This is a messenger RNA of Neltuma alba, 1787 nucleotides long. Its product is annotated as chaperonin 60 subunit alpha 2, chloroplastic. Bases 74 to 1480 code for a protein of 468 amino acids. NCBI's taxonomy places the organism in Eukaryota, Viridiplantae, Streptophyta, Magnoliopsida, Fabales, Fabaceae. The transcript has 7 exons. The record is from RefSeq and is a predicted model, not a curated record. Gene Ontology annotation, biological process: protein refolding. Gene Ontology annotation, molecular function: ATP-dependent protein folding chaperone; ATP binding.
UCUGGGAAUCUGAAAGUAAUUAAUGAUGGUGUUACAAUUGCUCGGUCCAUAGAGCUUUCGGACGCAAUAGAGAAUGCAGGUUGCUAGUAAAAUGAAUGAUUUGGCUGGAGAUGGCACUAGCACUGCAAUUAUUUUGGCUCGAGCUAUGAUUAAAUCUGGACUAUUAGCAGUUGCAUUUGGCGCUAACCCCAUUUCAUUGAAAAAGGGGAUGGAAAAGACUAUAAAAGGUCUGAUUAAGUUUUUGAAGGAGAGAAGUGUGCCUGUGGAAGGAAAGGAUCAUGUUAAAGCCGUGGCUUCAAUUUCUGCAGGAAAUGAUGAGGACAUUGGUAACUUGAUCGCCGAAGCUAUAGAGAAGAUUGGUUCUGACGGAGUGAUUUCUAUUGAGUCAUCCCUGUCAUCUGAAACUUUUGUGAUAAUUGAAGAAGGGAUGAAGUUUGACAAGGGUUACAUGUCUCCUCACUUCAUUACAAGCCAGGAGAAGGGUAUUGUGGAGUUUGACCGUGCAAAAGUCUUGGUAACUGAUCAGAGGAUUUCAACUGUCAAAGAAAUUAUUCCAUUGCUGGAAAAGGCUAUGCAACUGAGUGCCCCACUUCUGAUUAUUGCAGAGGACAUCACAAAACAAGUAUUGGAAACAUUGGUGGUAAACAAACUGCAGGGAUUACUAAGAGUUGCAGUCGUCAAAUGUCCAGGAUUUGGAGAUGGGAAGAAAGCUUUGUUACAAGAUAUUGCACUGAUGACAGGUGCUGAUUUUCUUUCUGGAGAAUUGGGUCUGUCACUUGAAGGUGCAACAUCAGAUCAGCUUGGCAUUGCACAGAAAGUGACAGUAACCAGUAAUACAACAACUAUUAUUGCUGAUCCUAUCAUGAAAGCAGAAAUUCAGGCUAGAGUUUUACAGAUUAAGAAGGAUCUUAAUGAAACAGACAAUGCAUACCUGUCAAGAAAGCUCGCGGAGAGAGCUGCAAAGCUCUCUGGAGGCAUAGCUGUUAUUAAGGUAGGUGCACACACUGAGGUGGAACUUGAAGAUCGAAAACUUAGAAUUGAGGAUGCAAAGAAUGCAACAUUUGCUGCCAUAGCUGAGGGGAUUGUCCCUGGUGGUGGAGCUGCUUAUGUUCACUUGGCAGAACUGAUACCAACAAUUAAAAACUCUAUGGAAGAUCUUGAUGAGCAAAUUGGUGCUGAUAUUGUUGCUAAGUCGCUUGUUGAACCUGCGAAAUCAAUUGCUACUAAUGCUGGAGCCGAUGGAGACAUUGUUGUCCAGAAGACAAGAACUUGUGAUUGGCGAACAGGUUAUAAUGCAAUGACAGGUGAAUACGGAGAUCUUUUAAACGCCGGAAUAGCAGAUCCUUGUCGAGUCACAAGAUGCGCUCUUCAAAUUGCAGUUUCAGUUGCUGGUGUGAUUCUAACAACUCAAGCUGUAAUGGUGGACAAAACAAAGACACCCAAACCACCUGUGCCCCUAGUCCCUGGGAUAACCCCUUGAAGAAGAACAAGACAAAGCAAAGUCUUCUUUGUGCAUGUAUUGCCCUUGCCUGAUUCAAGGUUCAAACCUUGAGAAUGCCCCUGGCCUGGUUCAUACUUCAUCCUCAUGAAGCAAUGAGGUUGAUUUUUGCAAUAAUGGAGAGCCAGAGGUUGCUGAUUCUUCCAGACUUCAUGAUGAAAGGAAGAGUCUGAAGCUGUAAGUGUUUGCUAUCAGAUUCUCCAAUAGAAGCAUGACACUUGACACAACCCUCAUUUGGAGAGAUGGUCAUGCGAUGAUCUGUUGAAAGAUACCCACAUUUUAUAAAAUU